AUGUUGCGCGUUCCUCUCCCUGCACCUGUUCUGUGGGCCCUCACGAGCUUCUACCUCUCUCUGCAUUGCAAACUACUUCCGAAUGCAUUGCACAGCGAUGCAGACAGCUACUUGGGCAAGAUUAAUGAUCAUAUUACCCUCGUCCUCGAUGGUCGAGCCAACUUUCGACGUGCAUUCUUUGAUAUCAUGGAUGCUGUGUCUGCAAUUCUUUCUGGAGCCCUCGAAUAUUGUUGGGUGUGCUUGUGCACGAUCGGCUUCCCGCCGACAUGUGUUUCAGUCCCACUGCGGGCGCAGCUUGUGAAAACUCAGGAGCCGACGUUUCGAUACGAUGUUGGAACGCUUGGAACCUGUGCGACGACGGGGUGUUUUGGAGUGGGGGCGCGGGUGCUCGUUGAGCCAGAGACGGUCGUCGAUGUUGCCGCGCCUUUGUCCCAGGCCGACGCGGUGCCCAUCGACCGCCGGACGGUGCACUGUGUUUUACCGACCCCGCGCGUGGAGCCCGGACAACCUUUUCAAUGGGGCCCAAUGCGGGAGGGCGGGUUACGAAAAAGGAGGCGCGGGUCACGAACCUCCGACUUGAGCUCGAUAGUUCUGAGGCUGGGCGGAUUCGGAAGCCUCUUCCUCUUUUUUGAUGCACAGCAGGGUGAGGUCAAGGUAUCAUCCCAUAUCAUACCAUCUAUGCGCAUGACGCGGGCGCAGCAAGAAUACCACACAGGCACGGCGCAGACUAACCAGGGAACGAUGCCAGCGAGUGCUUCCGCGCAGGCCUGCGUCGACCUGAGUACCGGGUUCAAUGAGGGCGCGCGUGGUCUAGUCAAUAGUAAUUUUCAGCCGUUCAAGAUGACCUUGCAGACGGCCACGCAGGCAACCAUCGACUCAAAUCCAGCCCUGGUCACAGCCACUAAAGGAAAGGGUGGAUCUGUACGCAAACGAGUCCCCCUCGCCUGUCUCAAUGAAGGUCCACCCAUCUCGUUGGUAGGCUCGGCGACCGUGAAAGCCAACCAUCCAUUGACACCUAAUCCCUGGGCCUACGUCUAUAGAGAUUGCACGAUUGAAGGCAUGCUGUACGCAUUGACGCGCCUCAGCAUUCCCUAUCGUCCCCAGGCCAAUCUCUUCGUCCAUCACUUCAUUCAUUAUGUCCAUCGUCCCCUCAUGAACUCAUUGCCGUGCUGA
Heterobasidion irregulare TC 32-1 is the source of this 1173-nucleotide messenger RNA. RefSeq lists its product as uncharacterized. The transcript has 8 exons. NCBI's taxonomy places the organism in Eukaryota, Fungi, Basidiomycota, Agaricomycetes, Russulales, Bondarzewiaceae. Bases 1 to 1173 code for a protein of 390 amino acids. The record is from RefSeq and is a predicted model, not a curated record.